GCAUCCCGUGGUUUGUUUGUUGAGUGAUUCCGUUGGUUUGAGAAUGGUGGACUUCCUAAAUAUUAAUUUACCAUUUGGUCUCCUCCCACUCUAUAUCAUCCCAUCUCUACGCCGUGUCUGCAACAUACCUGUCGUGGGCUUGGUUACAUAGGCCUACACACAGCUACAUCGAGCUCUGUAAACGUAUUUAGGAAGCUCCGUGGUUGUGGGGGAGCGCAGCUCUAGCUCUAUAUGCGGUGCAAUUUCAGCAGUCAACUUCAAAUUUAAAAAUUGGGUUUUAACUGUUACUGUCCUGGCGUCGGACCUUUUCGAGAUUUUUUUUAGCCCCUUGCCGGUGAAGAGGGUUUUGUCUAGGAGGGAUACAGCUUUUGUAAAAAUGUACUUUUCAUAGCAUUUAGGAGAAGGGUUAGGUUUAGCUAAAAUGCACAAAAAAGUACUUUGACGUCAAUUUGACAAAAGCUGUAAUCCAUCUAGACAUGACCGGAGAAGAGGCGAGAGGGAGGGGGCAAGAGUGUGUAAUGACGGAUAAAGAGCAUGAAGGAGGCGACGGGAGAACGGGAAGAAGAACAUCCGACAAAGAUCAGAGCUGGAUCCCCAACAUCAUCAGGAAGAGAGUAUGCACCACAUUCGUAGAGGACUCUUUAAGCAAUGGGGCAUUGUGUCAGUGUGGGGGCAUGCGGGAGACUCACGGCUCCAACGCUACGGGAGACUAUUUCGGAGCCGCCAUCGUCAGCCAGUGGGACAGCUCCCAGCACUCCUCAGAGUACCCCACCGACGCCUUCGGAGAGCUGGAAUUCACAGGGGCUGGCAGGAGACACAGCCAUUUCUUGCGUCUGUCAUGCGACACCCCACCUCAGAUCGUGUACAGUCUGAUGACGGCCCACUGGGGGGUGCCCUCCCCCAACCUGGUGGUUUCUGUUGUGGGGGGUGGGGGGUGCGAGAAGGUCAAGACCUGGGUCAGGGAGGUGCUGAGACAGGGGCUGGUCAAGGCGGCACAGAGAACCGGGGCGUGGAUAGUGACGGGGGGGCUGAGGGAGGGGGUGGGUCGUUGUGUUGGGGAGGCAGUGCGAGAUCAUGCAGCAGCGGCUUCCUCCCUCUCCCAGAAGAAAGUCAUUGCUGUGGGCGUGGCCCCCUGGGGGCUGGUGCACAACAGAGAGCAGCUAGUUAACACACAGGGUAGUUUCCCUGCGCGGUAUUAUGUCCAGAACGCAUCCCGUGACUCGUGCUGCCUGGAUAAUAACUACCAGGCCUUCCUGCUGGUGGAUGAUGGGAGUGUAGGCCGGCGGGGAGGGGAAACGGCCUUCAGGUCCAAGAUGGAAGACUACAUCUCCCACCAGCGCACCGGCAUCUGGGGUAGUGGCAGUAUAGAGAUUCCUGUGCUGUGUAUGCUCAUCUCAGGGGAAGCUGCCAUGCUGAAGAGGGUGGAUCUCUCUCUGAGGAAGGCUACUCCCUGGCUGGUGUUGAAUGGUUCUGGUCCAGCGGCAGACCUUAUCUGUGAGCUGCUGGAUGCCUUGUCAGCUGUGCCCAUGAGCUGCACCUCUCCCCCGCCAGAGGGUGAGGGGAGCGAGAGCCCCAGCGCGGAGCUGCGCGAAAGGACCCGUGAGAGGGUCAAGAGGCACUUCCCUGCCGAGGCAGACCGGGAGAAGCUUGUGGACAGGGCUCUGAGUAUCUAUCAGAACAGAGAUCUGAUCACAGUGUUCCACGGGGAGCAGGACAGUCCUGAUGAUUUUGACACUGUGCUACUGAAGGCUCUGGUCAGAGCCAGUAAACGUGUGUCCAGUGACGCCAGUGAGUACACAGAGGAGCUGAAGCUUGCAGUAGCCUGGAACAGGGUGGACAUCGCUAACAGUGAACUCUUCAACGGAGACAUCCAAUGGAGGUACGAGGACCUGGAGGACUCCAUGACGGACGCACUGAUCAACAACAAGCCCCAGUUUGUACGUCUCUUCAACGAGAACGGCCUCAACAUCCUGGACUACCUGACCUACCAGCGUCUGGAGGGCCUGUACCGCUCGCUGUCCAGCAGCUCUCUGGCCUACACGCUUCUCCAGCGACGCCUCACAGAGAGGCAGAGCCUGGCCAAAUCCGUGCCCACUGUCCCCUGCUCUCCGGACGAGCCUACACCCCUCAAGAGGCCCCAGAGCCCUAUGAGCCCCAUAUCAGGACCCUCCUCUGCCAAAGAGCUCAGCUUGUAUGAGGUGUCGCGGCUACUAUGGGACAUCCUGGGAGAUGUGUGUCAACCCUUCUACUACAGUCCUCUGGGUUUGGACCAGAGCACCAGCACCUGGAAAGCACUGAAGCAAGUGAAUAAGUUGUUACUGGGGGAUUGUCCGUAUAGAGAGCAGCGCUGUGUCUAUCCCUGGGCCUCUCUGUUUAUCUGGGCUCUGCUGCAGAACCGCAGUGAGAUGGCUGUCUACUUCUGGGAGAUGGCAGGGGAGUCUGUCCUCAGUGCUCUGGCAGGCUGUAAGAUUCUGAGGGAGCUGUCUAAGCUUGAGAGUGAGACGGCGGCCAAGCUCUCUAUGAAGGAGCUAGCACAGAAGUUUGAGAACUUGGCCAAUGAUGUGUUCAGUGAAUGCUAUCAGAGCAGUGAGAGUCGCUCUUUCAACCUCCUUAUAAGGCAGUCUCUAGUGUGGGGCGAAGCUACCUGUCUGGAGAUGGCCACCGCAGCCGAUGCCCGCCUCUUCUUCAGUCACGAUGGCUUGCAGUCUCUGCUGUCUCAGAUCUGGUGGGGAGACAUGGAGAGGAGCACGGAAGUCUGGAAACUGAUCCUCACCUUCUUCUUACCCCCCCUCAUCUACACCAACCUCAUCAGCUUCAGGGAUCCUGAGGAAGAGGGGAAGACUGAGCAGGUGCCCCAUGGUCAAGACACAGACAGUCUGGACGGAGGCGAUGCCACCAUGUUCUCCCUCACCGACAUCAUGGAUGAGGAUGCUGAGGAAAAUGCUGCUAUAAGGGUCAAUCUGAAAGGUGCCCCCUCCUCCAAUCCUAAGAGGCCCUUUAUACUGCUACGCUGGAGGGAGUUCUGGUUUGCGCCCGUCACAGCGUUUCUAGGCAACGUGCUGAUGUACUUCCUGUUCCUCAGCCUGUUUGCUUACGUUCUAUUGUUGGACUUCAAGCCCCCGCCCCCUCACGGCCCGUCCACCUUAGAGUUUGUUCUCUACUUCUGGGUCUUCACCCUGGUCUGUGAGGAGUUUCGACAGACGUUCUUCAGGGGCAGCACUACUUUAUAUCAGAGGAUGAAGCUCUACAUCCAGGACAUGUGGAAUAAGUGUGACAUCACAGCCAUCUCACUCUUUGCACUGGGCAUGUGCUGCAGAAUGUUCCCAUGGUCCUAUGAGUUUGGCCGGGCUGUGAUGGCUGUGGACUACAUGGUGUUUACCCUCCGUCUCAUCCACAUAUUCGCCAUCCACAAACAGCUGGGACCCAAGAUCAUCAUCGUUGAAAAAAUGAUGAAGGACGUCUUCUUCUUCCUCUUCUUCCUGGCAGUGUGGCUCAUGGCCUAUGGCGUAGCCAAUCAGGCGCUGCUCUACUCCUACGAUCCUCGUCCCGGUUGGAUCUUCCGCCGAGUGUUCUACAGGCCAUACCUGCACAUAUUUGGACAUAUCCCCAUUCAUGAAAUGGAUGCUGAUAAACUGGAGGAGGGGAUAGAGUGCACCAAUAACGUCACCCUGAUCCAGGCAGGGGCAGAGCCCUGCACGAGUACCUAUGCUAACUGGCUGGUGGUCAUCUUAUUGGUCAUCUUCCUGCUGGUCACCAACAUCCUGCUGGUCAACCUGCUCAUUGCCAUGUUCAGUUACACAUUCUCCAAAGUGCAGGAGCACAGCGACACCCACUGGAAGUUCCAGCGCUACAACUUGAUCGCAGAGUACCACUCUAGACCCUGUCUGGCUCCACCCUUCAUCAUCCUCUCCCACCUCCACCUCUUCAUCAAGAGACACAUCCGCAGGAUCCCCUCUGUCAAGAUCAAACACUUUGUUCUGGAUAUCCGUGGCAGGCAGGCCAGUAGACUGAACACAUGGGAGGCCAUCCAGAAGGAGAAUAUACUGUCUGCCCAGAACAAACGAGAGCGAGAGAAAGACUCCGAGAGACUCAAACGCACCUCUGUCAAGGUGGACAGUGUCCUAAAGCAGAUGGCAGAGAUCCGGGACCAUGGCCACAGGCUCAGAAUGCUGGAGACAGAGGUGGAGUACUGUUCUAGUGCCCUCUCCUGGAUGGUGCAGGCUCUCUCUCAGAGUAACUUGAUAAAGCCCACACGUCCUCCACCUGCUCUCCGAGAUCUAACUCUCCAACUAGCUGAUCCAAGUCUGAUGGAGAAUAAUGAAAUCUAGACACACGUGUACACACACACAAUCACUGUCACUCAGAGCAAAAGAAUGUCUGACUCGGUGCUCAUUCGUCCAUCGUCCUUUUAUAAACUUUGAUCAUUUGAACUGCUGCCAUUUUGUAAGUGGAUCAUUGUUGCUCUUCUAUGUUACACUUAAUGUUCCUAUGUUGUUCUAGAAAUCUUUUUCCUGUGGGUUCUAUGGGCGUCUGUUAUUAAUGUAAUAUGUACAGACAUUUGUAAAAGUGCCAUUCAAAUGUCUCUACCCCCAUAAUGACAUGACCAGGUACAAACACAUUCAACCUGACACGAUCACAAGAACAUACAUUGUUUGUAUGUUGAUUUUUGGUUUUGCACUCAGACUGUCAGCAAGGGCUAUAUUCAAUCAGUUCUGCCUUAAUGCACGGUAACCGACAACUCUAUAGCAGUUUCAUUGUUUUUAUUUAGGUGAUGUCAGAGUUGUAAUUGUGUUGGAGCUGUCAAAUCAGAAUACUGCUCCCUGCUUUAUAUGAUCAGUACACUGACUGUGCACGUGCGCAUGUUGAUUUUGUCAAUCCCCACCAGACACGAUCAGGACAAAAUACCAAAAUCAACUGUGAAUAAAUUAUAUUAAUUUCGGGGCAGGUGGAAACACACCUGAAACUAGCAGGUUAGCCGCUAGUGGGCUUUAUUUUCACUAUCGUCUGGGCUUGAUGUGCAAAGCUGGUAAUACACACGUGUCCCCCGGCAACCGGUUCCAACAUAAAUCAUUCUCCCUUACCUAGAUUUAAUGGCGAGAAGGCAACAAACAACUUGGAAAAUGUGCGCACCUGCUUUAUAAAACACCAUUUCCACCAUUCUAGGAAUGCUAUUUCCUGAUGUUGCACCCAGUGUUCAGCCAGGGGUAAACAAAAGACUACUGCUACCUGAUUGGCUGAACGCGAUGUGAAAUUUCACUUCCUUAUGCUAUAAAAUAUAUUUUACCAAAACAAAUAUGAUUCUUCAUGUUCUGAAUUGUUCAAUGGGGUCUUUCUCUAACAUAUCAUUAACAUUAUCCAAAAAGUCAGAUUUCAUAAUGUAAUACAUCCGAUAAUAAGCACUGAGCUCUGUUGACGGGGCGGUGCCGUUUUCUCACAGCGGAUUUUACAUGUGGUGGUGGUGGUCAUCUAAAAUGGUGUUUCCGCGAGUUGCUAAAUUAGCAUGCCACAAACUGAAUUAAAUCUAAAAAGCUUUGAAAAUAGAAAGCUUGUGGUACGCUCAGUGAUAUGCUUGUUUUUUAGAGGAAUGUUGCAUUAAUAUGAAAAGCAUAUACUAAAAGUAUGAAAAUAUUACGUGGUCUCAAAAUCGAUUUCUUUCUUACCUCUUUAUAGAGCCCACCAACUUGUAGUCCUAAAAUCCAGAAAUUGAUUACUUGUGGUUCCUUCAGCCAUUCCUAUCGGUAAAAUGAAGGGGGAAAGAAAAGGGUUUUGGGAUAAACGCAGAAAAUAAGGUCUGAGGUUAACACAGGCUUAGGAGAGCUUAUAUGUUUUCUGUGAGAUAAUAUCAGUCUGCUAACAUGAACUUUGAAUUUUGAAGUCUUUAUGUGAUAUUAUUUAUGACAUAUUCUUAAAACGAGAUGUCCGCUGAUGAAGAUUAUCUCAUAGAACAAAACAUAUAAGAUUUCCUAAAGUUAUGUUUACCACAGACCUUAUUUUCAGCGUUUAUCUAAAACCCUACAACAGCUCUUUCUCCAUAGGCUUUGCCCAAAAAAAUAGGUGGCAUUUUUGCCACCUCCCCAGGUCUUAUUCGUCAACUUUUAAGAGAAAUAUAAGCCAUAAAAUAAUUACUUAAAACCUUUUUUUCAUUAUUUUAUAGUCCUAGUUAAAAUAUCUCAUCAAUGUUUUUGUUUUUUUCAUGAUUAUUGUAUUUAUUGUUAUUGUUGUUAUUGUAUUUAACAUUUUCUGUGUGUCCCUGAUAUCAUUUUCCACCCUGUUAGUUUAUAGUAAUUUUCCUUUAAGAAAACAGCCCCUUACCACAGUGACAUGUUCAGGAAGUGUCAUCAUUGUCUUUGUGGUAAAACAAUGGUGCAAAGCUAAAUAAAUAUAAACACUCUGUUUUA
Molecule: messenger RNA, 6398 nt
Organism: Salmo salar (Atlantic salmon)
Lineage: Eukaryota; Metazoa; Chordata; Actinopteri; Salmoniformes; Salmonidae
Product: transient receptor potential cation channel subfamily M member 4
Biological process (GO): calcium ion transmembrane transport
Cellular component (GO): plasma membrane
Molecular function (GO): calcium-activated cation channel activity; ligand-gated calcium channel activity
Source: RefSeq, a predicted model, not a curated record